UCCCCUUUCUCUGUCUCUGAGCUGAGGGGAGGGGAUAGCAGCUAAGGGCUAGUAGCGCCCCCCCCCCCCCCCGUCCAUUAACUGACAGCGGCUUCGGCCGUGUCCUUCAGCAGGAGAGGGGGAUAUAGAGCCUUUCAUGGGUCAGACGUCCUGACGUGACGACGGAGCAGAGGCCUGGUAAUGGAAGCGGGGAGGGACGGAAUGACACAGGGACCUGGGCAGCAGCAGGUCCUGCACAGGCAAUCCUAAGGGGGCGGUGGUUCCCCUCUUCUUACUGUCUUUUAGGGCAGGGGCGCCUCAGGUUAACCAUACCUGAGGCGCCCUUUAUUUUAUCCCCCACCCAUAAUAAGCAGCCAUCCGUGAUUGUGUGUCCUUUGCGCUCCUGGAGCUUGGAGCUGCAAAUUCCAACGGCUUCGGGGGCCUCCAGCAUCCCAAACACGAAGUUAGAUAGGAGGCGUCGGUGGUACACUGGCAGCAGCGGCGGCUACCUGGGCCACGAUCGUCCUAGCGAGUGGGGACUGACGGCGAGCAAGGAAGAGAACUGUCGGCAGGGCAGGCUGAGGGCAAGGGGGGCUCAGAGCCUUAGAUGGCGAGGGGACUUCUUGCGGGGUCUGUUCCCUGCACCUGUCGUUCUAGAGACGGCGGGGCAUGAAUCUGGCGCAGCCCGGGGGCCAGGAGGAGGAGGACGGCGGCGAAGGAGAAGAAAACGGUAUGGAGCCGCCGCCGCCGGACGAAGCCCCGGCCGCGUUAGUUGAGUGCCUGCUGAACGAAAAGGAGAAAGAUGCCGGUGGCCUCCACAGCUGGGAGCAGAGCCUGAGCCCCGAACUGCAGCAGGCUUAUCGCAUCCUGAGCGAGUUUUUGCUGGAAAAGCACCGGCCACUGACAGCGCCUUUUCUGAAGCCCUUGGAGGGCCAAAGACCUGAGGACGGACCAUGUGAAGUCGCCUUUUCCUCCUACCAUGAAAGUAGAGGGCAUCCGUCUCCUCAAGAACCUCAGCCGCUGACGUUACUGAAGAUGGAAGAGAAGUUUUCUGUCGGGCAAUAUACAGGGAUCGCGGAUUUCGUUGCCGAUUUUCGAUUAAUGCUGGAGAGCUGCUAUCGGUUGCAUGGUGUGGAUCACUGGCUCUCUAAGCAGGCCCAAAAGUUGGAGAUGAUGUUGGAACAAAAGUUGGCGCUGCUAUCUCGGCAUUUAAGAGAGAAGACAGCAAUAGCAGUAACAUCUAAAGGGUUCUAUGGGCUGGAAGAUGAGAAGGGAACAGCUUGUGCUUCAACAAGGCGUCGUUCUACACCACGCAGUUUAGCAGGCUUGACCACAGGCGUGUUUGAAUCCAUAAUGGUUCAGGUUCUGAGACAGGAAGAGCAACUGAGAGCCAAAGAAGAAAAGAGACAUCGAGAACAAGAAAGAAAAGAAGCAGAGGAAGCUAAUCACAAAGAAAUAGAAGAAUGGGAGAAAUCUCUCCUAGGUCAAGCAGCACCCACUCGAAUGGAAUGCAUGUGGGAAAUUCCAGCUAUUGGUCACUUCCUUUGUUUAGCACAGCAUAUUUUAAACUUGCCCGAAAUAGUCUUCUAUGAGUUAGAACGCUGCCUUCUAAUGCCACAGUGUAAUGCUUUUUUAUCUAAAAUAAUGACCUCUUUGUUAAGUCCUCCUCAUCGGAGAUCUACCUUGCAUCGAAGGCCAACUCUUUCUUACAGCACUUGGGAAGCAGCACUUCGACAAAAAGUACAGCAGUGGUAUACAGCUGUAGGGCAAACUGACAAUCCUGACAGCUGUGCUGAAAAACUUGGUCUUUGUCCUCAAUUUUUUCAGGUUCUUGGAGAAAUUAAUCCUUUGGAAGAAAAAGCAUUUCAUGAGCUUCCAUUUCGCCAAAAAGUGUGGCUGCUAAAGGGCCUUUGUGACUUUGUGUAUGAAACCCAAAAAGAUGUCCAAGAUGCUGUACUUGGACAGCCUAUCCAUGAAUGCAGAGAAGUGAUUCUAGGUUAUGAUUACUUAGAAAAUGCCUAUGUUCAUUUCCCACAGUUCUGUGGUGCAGAUGUCCGGAUUUACAAACAGAGGCCUUUUCAUGCCCCUGAGUUUCCAGGUCCAUCUAUCAAGGUAAAAAGAGUUCCACGCAUUAAACUGGAAAAAGUGAAAUGUGAAUAUGCCACCAAGAGCAAUGGGGAAGUUAGAUGUGGUGCUAAAGAAGAGCUGCUGUCUCAUGCAAAGGCAGAGCCCAGGACAAGUCUUUGUUCAGCAAAGAUCCAUUUAGACCAUUUGAGUGUUGCCCCAGAAAAAGAAAUGAAAUCCAGAUGUGAAGAGAAAAUUCAUAAGGGCUGUGACUUUACAACAGACUGCUGUAAAGAAAAUAGGGAUCAAAGCAUUGUUCUGGGAGAGAAUGCUGACAUUGGGGGGCCUCUCAGCCCAGGAGAAAUCAGGAUUGUGGAGAAUGGGGGAAAAUGUGAUGAAUCUUCUGUAGUGAAAACUGAGGCUACUCUGUUAAAAGAGAACACUCUUAAAACCUGCCAAAUGCAUGUGAAUGGGAAUCACACUGAUAAUUCAGCUAUGAAUAGCUACAAAAUUGCUCGAGAAGUAAAUUCAGUAAAAAAUAGCAAAACACUAAAGCUUAGUAAAAUGCGAGCAAAAAAGAAGAAAAAGAAAAAAAAGAAACUGAAAGAUAUUUUAAGUGAAAAGCUCCAGAGGAAGCGUGAGAUUCACCUUCACUCCCUGAAAUCUUAUAAGCCUGAGAUCCAGAAUAAGUUGCUCAUGAUGAAAAAGAAAGUCAAACACAAGAAGCACAAAUCUGGAAAGAAAUCUGUGUCUAAAAAAGCAAUUACAAAGAAGAGAAAAUCUAUUACGAAGCCAGCUGUUCCAGAAUUUCAGCUUAUUUGCACUAAUCUUGACGAACUCAGGGAUUUAAUUAGAAAAAUUGAGAAUGAACUCAAAGAUGUGGAAAACGUUAAAAAGAAAUCGGGAAGGUGGUAUCAUCGAAAGCAAGCUGUAAAGGAGUUACACUGUACCCUGAUACGACUGCUAAAUGAAUUGUUACCAUGGGAACCAAAACUAAUGAAGGCUUUUCAAAGGAACAGGUCUCGACUUAAAAAGGAUUAUGAUGACUUCAGAAGGCAGCCAGACUAUGACAAAUUUACCAGAGAACAGUGGACUAAUGAAGAUUGUGAAGUAAAUUCUGGUAAAGAAAUCUCCAGUACAUUAACAAGUGAAUCUUCAGAGCACUCUGAAUUUCUGAAAAGGGAUCACACUGACACAGAGCACAUGAAACUGACAGAAAUGGAUCUUGUUGCCAGAAAAGCCAGGCCACUAAGAAAAGAAUUAUUUUGUAAAGAAAUACAGAAGAUAUUGCCUAAAUCUGUUAAGCGACAGUCCAAGCAAAACAGCUACCUAGAUGAUAGCACAGAAGAGUUUUUGCCAAGAAAGAAACUGAAAUUAAGCACAAGUGAUACUGCAGUCCAAGGCAUAGAAAGUGAGCUGUCAGUUGAUAGCUGCCUGAAUAAACUAAAACAAAUAGAGUCCCCAUUUUCAGAAUCGUUGGAUGUGACAGACUCCGUAACAUCAAUCUCAAGCAUAACAAAAGGGACAAAACCUAUCCAGGCUUUACUUGCUAAGAAUAUUGGUAACAAAGUGACCUUAACUAGUCAGUUGCUACCCAUUCCAUGUAGAAGCAUUGCUGCCUCUGAAAAGUUGAUAAUGUCAACUACUGGUUCUUCCUCAGUCAGUCCAGUGCUAUCCAGCCAGGCCAAUUCAAAAAACCCUUUACAGGUGUUGUACAAAAUGCCAGGAGGUCCCUGUGUGCCAAUAGACUUGCAUAACAAUUCAAUGAACAUUCAGGUUCAGCCUGCAGUUGACUGUAAGCCAGGAGAGAAAGCCACAGGAGAAAAAAUCAUGCAGCAAGUUCUCAUUUUGCCUAAAAAAUUUCUCAUCCAUCAUAGAGAAACCAAAAGCAUGGCAAAAGAUAUCCUGUCACUGCAGCACAAGACUACAGAUCAGCAGUGUAUCUCUCUUCCACAGCCAAUGGCUAUCCACACUACUUUAGAAACCUCCCUUCCAGCUUCCUCUGUAAAUGCUGCUGCCACAUUUCUGCCCAUCUCAGACUUCAAAAAGAAUACUACACAUUUGCCCCCUGGGGGCAGUGCAGUAAAGAGACUUCCAGUGUUGCCCUCCAUAACUUCCACAGGUAGUGUACAGACAUCAGUGGUAAAAAUUAGCCAAAGUGAGAAUACUAAAACAAAGACUGUAGUUUCAGCGGCCUCAUUGCCUAUCACUUCACCCUCUGAUUCCUCGACAAUUCAGUCUUUGACAACACCUCUCCAGCAAAAUAUUUCUGCAGGCACCAGUAGUUCUUCCUCAAGACUAGCAUCUCUGCAAAAAAGCAAUGAGGUUGGUGAAGCUAAACAAGAACUGAAAACUGUCUGUAUCAGAGAUUCACAGUCUAUUCUUGUUCGGACGCGUGGUGGGAACACAGGAAUUGUUAAAGUACAGACCAAUACAGAUCACUGUUCUCCAAGUAAUUUAGCUCCAAGUUCUGUGUUCACUUAUACACCUCAGCUUCAGGCAUUUUUAGUGCCAAAAACCACACAGUUGACAACCUCUGCUUUUGCACCUGUUACAACUGCCAUGCCCAAUUUCUCAACACUUGUCCAAUCCUCUCUAACAACUUCAGCUUCCAUUCCAACUCUUCCUGCUGGUGUGAAUCAGGUAAUGGGGAAAAACAUGACGUGUGCAUUUGGGCAGUCUCAUAACAGUGGCACAAUUGGUCGUGGAAUUCAAAAAUCAGGACAUGUUUCCUCACCUACCUUCUUGCCUCCUAUGUCAUCAUCUAACAUUGUUAUGCCCACGUUGCCAAGUAGUUCUGGAAAUGCAGUUGGCGUUCCUCCAGGAAAUAUUGGGCACAAUACCUCUGGCAUUACCCAGACCCCUUUUAUUAAUCCACAAGUUGAUGGCAAUAGUACACAACAUCAUACUACUCAGCCUGAGACCACAACCACAACCAGUGGUAAUCUGAUGUGUGGUGCUCAAAUGCCAAAACUUAUGUUAGUCACAAAUCCACCCAUUCUUUCUUCCUGUGGAACAGCAGGAGUCAACUUAAUCCCUACUCCAACAUCUACUGGCCUUAGUGCACAAAAACUGGUUCUUAUUAAUACUCCAUUUGCCAAUAUCCAGUCAACCACCAAUUUAACUGCAGAAUCCUUUAAGCAGGCCUUUCCUCCCACAAUGAGCAAAACAUAUGUUAAAAGCACAGAGCAGCCUCAGUUAGUUCUCAUUCCUUCUGUUGGGGCUUCGCUAAAAGUAAAUACAUCAUCAACUGUUUCUCAAAUUAAAGAUGUAAAAAUUGGUGUUAAUAUUGGUCAAGCCAUUAUAAAUAGCACAGGUAAUGCACAGAAUGUUCCUCCAAUUAACAUAAUGCAGUCUGCAGCUCCUAAAGACGGGGAGGAGAAAAAUAGCCAGAGUAUAGUUUUGCCAUUGUCAACAAGUGGUGGUUUGUCUCCAUUAACUUCAACGGUGGUGAGUCAGAGUAUUACAUCAGUCAGCGAGUCUCCGAUUGUUGCAGCACAAGUACUAAGUACACCUACAGCAGCAAAUGCAUGUUUAGAUUCUGCUUCAGUGACAUGGAGUAGAACUUCUACUGGAACACGGCCUACUGUUUUGGUUGGAGGAAUAGAUACUUCAACAAAAGUAACACCUGUUCCAUCUACCCGAUUGCGUACUUCUAAUGCUGGAAAUACUAUGGCUAUAUCAACUGUAAAAACAGUACACCUGGCUUCAUCUGUGCUGAUUUCAAGUACUCAACCAACAGUAUCUCACCCAAGUUUAUCAUCUACUUUUCAGUUACCAGUGACAGUUGCCUUGCCUGCACCUGUGAAUGGUGCCCCUAAAGUAAUACAUACAGUUCCUCAGUUGCCAGUAGUUCCAACUUCUGCACAUUGUACACCCCCUUCAAAAGGACAACAGUCUACAGUGAUCAACUUUCAGCCUUCAGGAAUUUCAGCUACCAUGCCAACAAAUGGAAGUGCUCAAAAACCACAGACUGUAUUGCCACCUAAUCCACCAAAUGCAGGUAAAGUAAUUAGUCUUUCAAACGUAGUUCCUUUGCCCUGCCCACCACUUCCCCCUAAUUUUGUAAAGCCAGCUCCUGCUCUCAGUUGUGCCCCAGUUGCCUCUACCACUCAUAUGGCUCCAGUUUCAUCUGUAGCAACAGGACAGCUGAAUGAGUCUUGUGUUCAACAGAAAAUAAUUAUUAACACCUCUACACCUUUGGCACCUGGAACUCAAAUAAUGAUCGGUGGCACUGGUUUCAUUGUUCCACCUCAGGGCCUAGGAGCUGGCAGCCAUGUUCUUCUCAUCUCUACAAAUCCUAAACUUGGGCCUCUGUUGACUGUUAAUAACGGCCAUGGUUUUCAAGGAGUACCCCAUGCCCCCUCUGGUCCCCUGAAGAGCACACAAGCAUCAAAUAAUACAUUGAGUUGGCAACCAUCCAGGCAACCUUUGAAAAGCUCUACCAAAAUUGUGAACUCUCUUGGGGCUGCAAACACUCUGCCUAUUGUACAUGCAACAUCACAGACAGUAAACAGUGUUGCAAAACCAUGCACUCCAUCUUCUGCAGCAGCACUGGCCCCAGCUUUGGUUACGACCACCUCACCCUCUGCUAUGGCUAAAACAUUUUUGGUUUCUACAACUGACACUGACAACUCCCAGGUACAAGGGAGAACAUCUGUACUGCAUUUAGACACAUCUAUCAAAAAACUGAUGGUCAGCCCAGAAGGAGCUAUUCUGAAUUCUAUAAAUACUCCGAUCUCAAAAACCUCCUCCCUCCCUUCAUCCUUCUCUCCUGACAUAGUGUCCACAACCAGAAAUCCUGCUGUUGUCUUCCCUAAUUUUCUUAAAUCCAGCAUUGGUGUACCUGACACAGCUGCAUCUUGAAUUUAAAGUAAUUGAGCCAAGUUAAAAUGUUGGGGCAUUCUUUUGUAUGUGAAAGUAAUUUAUAAUAGUUGAAAGUUUCCUUAUUCUGUUUGAAACAUACUGUGCUUGGAGGCUCAUGUACAUAAACUUAAGGCAAAUCCUAAGCACUUUUCAAUUUGAGCAGAUGGCAGCUCUCAGAUACAGGAUUUUUUUUUUUUUUGCAUGCCACCAUGCACAGAUCUGAAUCAAUUCAGAAUUCUGCAUGUGGCAACUUUAUCAUAUAUUUAGCUUGCUGUUGCAUGCUGAAAUGCAAAACUGCCACCAGCUGCCCAGGGUUUGUAGAUUUAAGGCCCAAGUUGAUUUGUUUUUAAAUUGCUUAUGUUAGAUUGAGACUGCCUUCAAGGGUUUUCUUGUUUUUUUAAAAAAGUGAGGAAAUUUCUCUCUAAAUACUUUUCAGACUUGUGCUUUCAAAAGGUUGUUUAAUAAAGUUAGUAAAGACCAGCUGUUAUGGCAUGUUAUAACAUGAAAUGUUUGAUUCUUGAUUAACACACUGACAGGGAUUUUUUUUCUCACAGUUUAGACUUUUCCAGUCUUGUUUAUUAACAGUAUAGUACAAUUUAUUACAAAAUUUCCUUUGCAUUGAAUUUUUUCUGUUUCUAAAAAAUAAGCCUAUUUAUACAUUGUAAAAAUGCAGCCCAUGGUGUAAAAUUGUACAUUUCCCCAACUCCCUAACUGUGUGUACUAAAAGAACUACUCUGUCUUAUUUAUGUUUUGUUUAUAUAAUGUAUAGUUUUUUAAGUAUUUUACUAAUUUUGGAUAAGUGUAUGGUUUAGCAAUAAUGCAGAAGAAUCUGCAUGUAAUAAACAAAAUUGCUGUAUUUCUGCUUUGUAUAAUGCUGUAUCACUGACCCUAAGGACAAAGGAAUAUUUAAGAGCACGAAGUUCAUUUGUCUGUGUGCAUUAAGAAAUUGAGAUACAGUAUUGGAGUUUGCAAAAAGACUGUAGUAUUAAGCACAUUAAAUUUACACAUUCCAUUAAACUAGUGGGAUUUACUUACAAGGCUGUUGUUUUUCAAGCCUUCAAUUUUUUGUAGCAGCUCUUCUCUGCAUCAUUUCUAACUUUUCUAAUGCUUAUAAGAUUACGGACACAUACAUUCCACUGUUGGUAUUCCCGUUACCAUGGGAUGUUGAAAAUCAUUUUUAUUGUCCAAAACAUUUGCUAAAUUUGAUGUGUUGAUUGGUUUAAUGAUACCAGCAAACAUGUAAAAGGAUAAUGAAGAUUUCACUGUUUUGUAUCUAACAGUCCUACAAGAUUGUCUUGGACAUUUUUAAAAAUGGGGUAUAAAUAUUUUAAAUAAAAUAAGACAGAGAAGCCAAAAUCUGAAGCAUGCAGCCUUUCUGGCAAAAAUAGGAGUGCGAUGUGCUCAAAUAGUUCUGAGCCAGAAGGAUUGGAGAGCUGGAAUUGUUUUAGGAAUUACUGAAAUCCAAAAUAGUUUCUUUUAUAUCAUAGGUCCUUGUAAUUGCGGAAAAAUAAUUUAACAGUACAUGGGAGAAUAAGGAUAGGAACUAAAUUGCCUAAUGGCCAUAUUAGAAUUAAGAAAAUGUUGUUUCUGAAUGAAGGAAUAUGAGAAGCAAAGACAAGAACGUUAACACAGUGUUUGUUUUUCUAUUUAUUUUUAAACAUUUUGGGCUGCAGGCUUUCAGCCAAAUAUAAAGUAUGUUAGCUGAGCUAGUGGAUGAACAAACCUGAGGUUUUUAACAAUUCAAGAAAUGAAGAAAUGUCAUCCCUGCUUACCCUGCUUCCUUAAUUUUUGCUUAGACAGAUUUUUAUUUUUGCAGGCAUAAACUGUUUUGCAGAAUGUAACUGUUGAAUUUUAACUGGACUGGUCUGAAUAGUUUCUUGUAACAGCUGGUUUUCUUAUCACCUCGAACUUCACACUAGUCAGUAAGAAAUUAGCUGCCAUUGGCUCUAGUGGCAGUGGAACUGUAGUUAGCAGACAUUCAUGUUGUCAUAGAUGACUGUCACUAUAUAACUGUAUUGUGGAAAAUCAAAAAUUAAAGAUGAAAAAUUCAUGAGAUGUUUAGAACCCCAUAGCGUGUGGUGGCCAUGACAGCUUUUUAAUGUAGGCAUGUUAAAUGUUUUGACUCUGUGGAUGGAGCAUGGCUGUGAAGCGUCUACACCAAUUUGGACCUGGACUUCUAAAUGUAUUGUCUGCUCUUCUUCGUCUCUACUCCUUGUUUAGUUUAUUAAACUUAACACCCCGCUCACUGGAUCUUGGAGAAUCUCAGAGAAGUGCCUUCGGUCUUGUUGUGGACUUUGGAAAGCAUUGGCAUGGUGCCUCUUGUCUUACUGUGCUCUACUGGUGACUUUGUUACAUGACAAGACUUGUACUGUUAUCCAGCUGUACUUGAGGUGGAACAGAAAGUGCUGCAAUUAGUCAACUGUCUGUAAUUAUAUCAGAAUGAGGAAGAAUCAACCUGACAGUCUGCAAAUGGAGUUGUGUUCUCUUUCAUCAACAUCCAGCCCCUUCAACUCUCUUGUAUUCUUUAACAAAGGGGAUACAAAAAGUUGCUGCAGAAGGGGAACAUUUUGGAUUCACGAUUGUGUUAACAUGCAGCAAACUUCUCUUGCCUGGUAAUUGCUAAGAACAUCUAUGGGAUUCAAUUACACCAGUGUUGUUUUUACCAUA
Messenger RNA from Sphaerodactylus townsendi, 9576 nucleotides. It is a transcript of the gene BRD10, whose product is annotated as KIAA2026 ortholog. The record is from RefSeq and is a predicted model, not a curated record. Gene Ontology annotation, molecular function: protein binding. The transcript is spliced from 8 exons. Bases 649 to 6909 code for a protein of 2086 amino acids. Lineage: Eukaryota; Metazoa; Chordata; Lepidosauria; Squamata; Sphaerodactylidae.